GCAUCCCAGCAGCCCCACCACGGCCAGUCUUCCCCGGACACCAUGAACCACACUGUCCCAACCUUCUUCACUCCUGCCAGCACCGACCGUCCCCCGAACUAUGAGAUGCUGAAGGAGGAACAUGAGGUGGAUGUGCUGGGGGCGCCCCACAACCCUGCGCCCCCGACAUCCACCGUGAUCCACAUCCGAAGCGAGACCUCCGUGCCGGACCACGUCGUCUGGUCCCUGUUCAACACCCUCUUCAUGAACUCCUGCUGCCUAGGCUUCAUAGCGUUCGCCUACUCCGUGAAGUCUAGGGACAGGAAGAUGGUUGGCGACCUGACCGGGGCCCAGGCCUACGCCUCCACCGCCAAGUGCCUGAACAUCUGGGCCCUGAUUUUGGGCAUCAUCAUGACCAUUCUGCUGAUCAUCAUCCCAAUACUGAUUCUGCAAGUCUAUCAGUGGAUCCAGAGGAAUCACCCAGGCCAGGGGCUCCACCCCUCACCUGCCUCCCAUGUACCCCAGCUUCCAUUCCUCGCCCUGCCCCCAGCCCAUCCUGUGUCAGCCCUUUACCCUCACACACUUUUCUACAGUCCAGUUCAAUAAAGUGCACGUGCUCCUGAAAAAAAAAAAA
This is a messenger RNA of Cebus imitator (Panamanian white-faced capuchin), 613 nucleotides long. RefSeq names its product interferon-induced transmembrane protein 3-like. The coding region runs from base 43 to 585 and encodes 180 amino acids. Gene Ontology annotation, biological process: negative regulation of viral genome replication; type I interferon-mediated signaling pathway; response to interferon-alpha. The record is from RefSeq and is a predicted model, not a curated record. NCBI's taxonomy places the organism in Eukaryota, Metazoa, Chordata, Mammalia, Primates, Cebidae. Gene Ontology annotation, cellular component: plasma membrane. The transcript has a single exon.